Messenger RNA from Linum tenue, 1628 nucleotides. NCBI's taxonomy places the organism in Eukaryota, Viridiplantae, Streptophyta, Magnoliopsida, Malpighiales, Linaceae. The record is from the annotation of a GenBank genome assembly.
GGUUUUGGCGGUUCUGGCCAAUUGCCCGCCCGAAUAAACGCACGACUCUCUGUGUCUGAACUCUCUUUUACUUUUCCCCUCCUACUGAAAAAAGCCGUUGCCACCUCUCUGCCCUCUCAUUGCGCGCCCACUACAACUUUCACCGAACCAGAAACCCAACCCGCGGAGGACCGGAGCAUGGAUUCGAACGAGAAGCUGCCUUUCUUCUUCCGGUCGACGACCUCCGCCGCCGAGCGCAAGCAGCACAUUGGCGACUCCGCGGCCAUGAGCCGGAAAGGAGUCGUCGCCGCAACUUCUUACAUGGCCACUGCAGUUCUCCUUUUUAUGUUCAACAAAGCAGCUCUUUCUACCUACGGCUUCCCUUAUGCAAACGUGAUCACCCUUUUUCAGAUGAUAUGCUCGUGCAUUUUUCUCUAUGCAAUGAAGUACUGGAAGGUUAUUUCUUUUACCGCUACUGAAGUGUCAAGCUCGACUGUUAACCCUGCAGCCUUUGUACCCCUGAAGACGUUGGCUCACACUACUCCUCUAGCAUUUUCCUACUUGCUUUACAUGCUGGUUACCAUGGAAUCUGUGCGUGGCAUCAACGUACCUAUGUAUACCACCCUCAGAAGGACAACAGUGGCCUUCACAAUGGUAGUGGAGUAUCUUCUGACAGGGAAGAAACAUUCUUUGCCUGUUCUUGGCAGUGUGGGGAUAAUCAUACUUGGAGCAUUCGUUGCUGGAGCUCGUGACUUGUCAUUUGAUGCCUACAGCUAUUGCGUCGUCUUCGUUGCAAAUAUCUGCACAGCAAUCUAUCUUGCUUCUAUUGCUCGGAUCGGAAAAUCUAGUGGCCUCAAUAGCUUUGGCCUCAUGUGGUGCAAUGGAGUUAUAUGUUUGCCAGCAUUGCUAGUCUGGACAUCAGAUUUCAGGUCCUUCCUUGCCUGCUGUCUUAGACUCUAUUCUCCUCUGUCUAAUGUCUUUGCAGUUUUGAACUUUGCAUACUGGAAAAAUUGUGUCGUUAGUUUUGUGGUUGUGCUGUUCUUUCUGCAGGCGGUGAUGUUGCUUUCCUGUAUCCUGGCUUUCCUGAUUAACUACUUCGUGUUCUUGAACACAGCAGUUAAUUCGGCAGUGACACAAUCAAUCUGCGGAAAUUUGAAGGAUCUUUUCACUAUCGGACUGGGAUGGAUGUUGUUCGGCGGCCUUCCCUUUGAUUUGAUGAAUAUCUUGGGACAGUUUAUGGGUUUCCUUGGAUCGUGUUUGUACGCCUACUGUAAACUCCAGGGUAAAUAACGCACCGCUGCCCCUGAAGAUUUACUGCAGAGGUAAAAUUAUCUCAAACUAGAUGGGUGAAAUAUGAAAGGUUUCUUACAAACUGUUUGUGUAAUUUUUUGUGGAGCUUAAAACUGUAGAGAGUGAAGUGUAACGAAGAAACAGGACUUGUUGAGGCUGCUCCUUAAUUUAUUAAAUUAUUUAAGCUAAUACUGUUGGCACUGAAGAUCAAAAGUGUAUAGAACUACAGGUUUAGAUUUUGGCGGGAAAUGAGCUCUGGUAAGCUUUCUAGUUUCUGGUCUACGUGGUGGAUGGGCUCAUUAGUUAUUUACCAGCUUCCAGAUCUGGGCUUGGCCCUGAGUUAAACACGGGGCGGAGUU